Molecule: messenger RNA, 1279 nt
Organism: Oryza sativa Japonica Group (Japanese rice)
Lineage: Eukaryota; Viridiplantae; Streptophyta; Magnoliopsida; Poales; Poaceae
Product: ascorbate-specific transmembrane electron transporter 1
Molecular function (GO): oxidoreductase activity
Source: RefSeq, a predicted model, not a curated record
UGGCUGGCUAGCUGUGGCUGCGGCUGCGGCAUCUGCGCGCGCGGCGGCAGGGCGUCCACGUAAUUGUAACCGCCACCCAACUAACUAAACUAAACUAGUGCUUUCUUUUCUUUUCUUUCUUUCUUGCAGUUGAGUUGGGGUGCUACGCACUAGCUACUCAAGUGCAUGAGCUAGCUCAAACAAUCGAUCGAUGGCGAUGAAGGCGGUGAUCAAGGGCGGCGAUGGCGGAGGCGGGUGCAUGGUGGUGGUGGCGCACGUGCUAGCGGUGGCGGCGACGGCGAUGGUGUUGGUGUGGUGCGUUCACUUCCGCGGCGGACUCGCCCUGCGCUCCCACAACAAGCAGCUCAUCUUCAACACCCACCCGGUGCUCAUGGUGCUUGGCCUCGUCGUCCUCGCCGCCGAGGCCAUCCUCUCCUACCGCUCCCUCUCCAUCAUCGUCAGCAGCAGGGACGCCAGAAAGAAGGUGCACCUGGGGCUGCACGCCGUGGGGCUCGCCCUCGGCGGCGUCGGCAUCUACGCGGUGUUCAAGUACCACGCCGAGGCCGACAUCCCCAACCUCUACUCCCUCCACUCCUGGAUCGGCAUCGCCACCAUCUCCCUCUACGCGCUCCACUGGCUCCUCGCCUUCCUCACCUUCUUCUUCCCCGGCGCCUCCCACGACACCAGGCGCUCCGCCGUCCCGUGGCACGCGCUCCUCGGCCUCCUCGUCUUCGCGCUCGCCGUGGGCAACGCCCAGCUCGGCUUCCUCGAGAAGCUCACCUUCCUGCAGGCCCCGCCGCUGCGCCUGUCCAGGUACGGGGCGGAGGCGCUACUCGUCAACUUCACGGCGCUGGUGGUCCUCCUCCUCGGCGUCGCCGUCGUCCUCGCCACCGCCAACGUCGACUCCACUAAAUACACCGCCAUGUAAUUCCAUUUUAUUAUACAUAUAUUUCAUCAUCUUUUCUUUAUUAUUACUCUACAUAUAAUCGAUCGAUCUAGCUACACACCCGUAGUACGCAGUGUCGUACCAUAUAUACAUGCAUCGCGCUGAGUGUGUGCGCGCGCGCACGUGUCAUGUGGCUUUGUGUAAUUAAUUAAUUAUUAUUAUUCCUCAAUUCCAUCGUGCAUCUUUAAUUACCAUGCAUGUAUAUAUAUAUCUGGCCGAGUGUAAAUACUAUGUAUGUAUGUAUGUAUGUAUGUAUGUAUGUAUGUAUGUAUGUAUGUAUGGAUACACACUUACGUACUCAUCUGUAAAAUACAUAAUAUAUUGCGUCUCAUCUGUGUACGUAUAUAUAGCAAA